Messenger RNA from Lymnaea stagnalis (great pond snail), 568 nucleotides. Lineage: Eukaryota; Metazoa; Mollusca; Gastropoda; Lymnaeidae. The record is from the annotation of a GenBank genome assembly.
CUUCAACAUCCUCAUCAUCAUUUUUGUCAUUCGCAGUCGCAAGAGAGUCGAAAAACUCGUCUCAAGGCGUUCCUCAACAAACUGGAAAACCUUGGAGACUUCUUUCACGAUUUCGAGCGAAAACACUUUCCCGCGGUACUUAAAAAACUUUUCAGCAAACAACCGAAUUAUUGGUUCUAACAAAGAAGUUUCGUUGACCAUUACUCUACUCGUGAUCAACGCUACGUUUGUCAUCUGUAAUACCCCCAUCAUGGUGUACCUACUGGGCAGUGAGCACUGGUUUCCCCCGGGAUUUCUACCUGCGGAGAGGCUGACGCUCACAGCAUCCGUCAUGGCCAUGUACACCAACAACGCGGCCAAUUUUUUACUCUACUGCGCAACGGGGUCGAGAUUCCGCGCCGAAAUCAGGCACAUGUUCGCAUCGGUGCACAGAUUCGGCGCGUCGUUCAGGAGCAGUUCCCGCAACAGGAAGAACAGUCUGGGGAGUGAUGGUGGCAGGAGUUUUCGACUUGAGGAUCAGCUGGCUAACGUGAUGGGAUCGAGGGAGACGUGUUACACAUAUCAUUAG